Microbotryum saponariae is the source of this 282-nucleotide messenger RNA. The record is from the annotation of a GenBank genome assembly. NCBI's taxonomy places the organism in Eukaryota, Fungi, Basidiomycota, Microbotryomycetes, Microbotryales, Microbotryaceae.
AUGGAGGGACCCCAGGGAGAGAAGGUGGCCGGUAUCCUCGGCGUCCGAGUGAACCCGGCGAUCAGCGACCUUUCAGCAUCGGCGUUCCGAUCGUCGCAGAUGCCAAGGCCGGGUCAAAUGCCCACUGCGACAUUCGAGCCUUUGACGCCGCUAGAAGACGAAGGUGAUUCGACGCAACUGUCGGGGAUCUUCCCUUUGGAAAUGGUUACGCAAGUUGAGGGCCAACCGAAUGCUGGGCAGGGGCAGGGUCGGAGGGGCUCGUUUGCGCCGACGCAGCCGUGA